Molecule: messenger RNA, 2821 nt
Organism: Lethenteron reissneri (Far Eastern brook lamprey)
Lineage: Eukaryota; Metazoa; Chordata; Hyperoartia; Petromyzontiformes; Petromyzontidae
Product: UDP-GlcNAc:betaGal beta-1,3-N-acetylglucosaminyltransferase 7-like
Biological process (GO): protein O-linked glycosylation; poly-N-acetyllactosamine biosynthetic process
Cellular component (GO): Golgi membrane
Molecular function (GO): UDP-glycosyltransferase activity; hexosyltransferase activity
Source: RefSeq, a predicted model, not a curated record
GGGAAAAUCAGGCGAGGCCGGAGGCUCUGCACGGUGCUAGGCCUCGACACCCACCACGCCACUCUCAGGAAAGGAUGUUCAUGAUCCAGAAGCUGAGGAGAUGUUGGCGGACCCUGAUGCCUGCGAUGCUGGCGAUCCUGGUGUUCUUGACGCACAUGUUCUUCAAAAACUACGUCUCCCGGGAUAUCAAGUUGAUACAGGCGAAGGAAUGGACCCCGCAUACUCUCGCGUUGUCAACCAGCCAGCAAGCGUUCGAGGCGACGGUGCAGAUGAACGCGAGCGCCACCACGAACGCGACAAGCGGGAUGUCGGGGCACCGCGGCUGGGACAUCACGAGCAACACCUGCGAGCCCAAGGCCAAGUACCUCAAGCGGUGGUGGUUCAAGUCCUUCGACCCCCUCUUCAAAGACUACGUGCUCUACCGCCACUGCCGCCUCUUCCCGAUGCUGCACAACUUCCCAGAGGUGUGUGGCGGUCGAGGCGACGACAGAGACGGUGGUGAUGGCGACGGUAACAACAGCGGCGGAGACGCAGACACGGACACAGACGCGGACCAGCCGAAGCCGCAGCGUCCAUUCCUGCUGCUCGUCAUCAAGAGCAGCCCCUCGAACUUUGACCGGCGCGACGCCAUCCGCCGCACGUGGGGUCGCAACGGCGUGGCGACGACGACGGCGGCCGACGGGCAGCCACUUGUCGUGCACACGCUCUUCCUGCUGGGCGUGCGGCCACCCUCGCCCCCUUCCCCCACCGACAGCCGCGACGACGACCGCGGCAAGCGUGCGCGCGUCCAGAGGAUGGUGGACCUGGAGGCGCGUCUCCACGGCGACCUGCUCCAGUGGGACUUCCACGACUCCUUCUACAACCUCACGCUCAAGGACAUCAACUUCCUGCGCUGGUUCCAGGCCUACUGCCCGGCCGUCGCCUACGUCUACAAGGGGGACGACGACGUCUUCGUCAACGUGGAGAACCUCCUGGCAUACCUCGCCGCGUUCAGCCGCGACGGCUCCGCCCCCCUCUUCGUCGGGCGCACGCAGCAGCAGGCGCCGCCGAUACGCAGCGCCGAGAGCAAGUACUUCGUGCCGCGCGAGAUAUACCGCCGGUGGACGUACCCGGAUUACGCGAGCGGCGGCGGCUUCGUGAUGUCGCGGGCGGCCGUCGUGAGGAUCCACGAGGUGUCGCGCGACAUCAAGCCGUUCCCCAUCGACGACGUGUGGAUCGGGAUGUGCCUGGAGAAGGCCGGCCUCACCGUCACGCAGCACGAAGGCUUCCGCACCUUCGGCCUCGAGGCGGAGAACCUGGAGGAGGGGGUGGAGAAGAAGAGCGCCCUGUGCAUCUACAGGUCCUCCAUGAUAUUCCACAGGUUCCUACCCCAGGAAAUGCUGGACAUGUGGGUGGACUUCAAGAAUGCUUCCAUACAAUGUUAGCUGUGGCAAGUGACGACGGUUUUCUCGGUGUGGACAGAAAUCACUCGCCAGCCGUGCUUUUUUUUCUUUCUUUUCCCUGCAUACGCGGUAUUUAUGUAUCCACGGUUUUCCUUCGGCAUGCCGGUUUGUAAUUUUGUGUUUCCGCGAUUUAGCACGGGCAAACCCAGCGCUUGUCAUUUCAAAUCCACUCGCAAACUGCGUUCCCUCCCUCCAUCAUCGUCUCAUCUCCCAUCUCCCUCCGUCCAUCAUCGUUUCGUCUCCCAGCUCCCACCACCGCUCUCUUCCCACCACGAGGUAGAGGCGGUGGGUGGGCAAAUCCACCCUCUUCUUCCUUCUCACAACCACCUCUCCCAUCACCUCAUCCUCAUCAACGUCAUCAUCAUCACCAUGGACUUCAACCCUCAGUAUUAAAGGUAAGUAACAUUAUUUUAAUUGUUUCCUUAAUUAUGUUCUUUGAACGUUCAUUGUUUUUAUUAUAUAACGUUGUGUAUUUUAUUCGUGUUUAAGUGAGGAAAGGGCAACCUGGUUAGACUUUGACGAGCGUGACCGUGGUUACCAUGACCCCAAAUAUAUCUGACAAGGUUUUGCUAACCACGGCGGGUCUUUAAGGGUUGUAACCACCACGGUUGGUGAGGGAUUGCUGUAUUUAUACAGGAACUCCUCUAUUUACAAACGAGUUAGGUUCCAGAAGUCUGUUUGUAAGUCCAACUUUCCUCCUGUCGAUUCCAAACAUGCUGUACGGCAUGUACACUAAACACAGGGAAUAGCUUUAAAAGUUGUAUAAUCUCCUGUAGAUGUAGAUGCCACUGGUUCUUGAUGUUCUGCAGAUGUAGAUGCCACCAUCGCCAUUUAUUGCGGCUCUCGGUCCGAACGGACAACUGGACAUACGGAGAGUUUUGUCCGUAUCUCUGAAAGUUCUGAAGGUCACGAGUCGAAUGUAGAGGGGUGUGCUGGUUAGUAACACCGCUGGACUUGUUAUGAAGAAGUUACCAAUUCGAUUUAAUCUCCCGGCGAAUAACCCCAAAAUAUAGUUUUUCUGCAGAUCUCUAUGAUAAAAAACACUCAUAUACGUGAUGUUUAAGUUAAGAAAAUUUAGUUUGUUAACGAGCAAAUCGACAAUUUGUAUUAAAGGCUGUUUUUUUUACAAAAGUCCAAACAAAAACACGCACUCACUUAAGCAGAUUUUUUAAAAAUCCUGAUCAAAUAACUCAAAAUGAAGCACAACUGACGAUUUCGAUUUCUACGCUUUUGAUUUAGAAUGAAUGCUCACGAUCGACCGAUCUAUGUUUGCUCAGUGAUAAUAAAACUUUCCUGGCUCCCGCCCACUCGUUGGAUGAGAGCAGAGCUACAUCAGUCAAAAUCAAUCAACGACUGUAUUGUAGAUGCGAUUACGUGGA